This is a messenger RNA of Gaeumannomyces tritici R3-111a-1, 3380 nucleotides long. RefSeq lists its product as hypothetical. The transcript is spliced from 3 exons. The coding region runs from base 1 to 3255 and encodes 1084 amino acids. Lineage: Eukaryota; Fungi; Ascomycota; Sordariomycetes; Magnaporthales; Magnaporthaceae. The record is from RefSeq and is a predicted model, not a curated record.
AUGGCUCGGGAUCCAACUGCCGCUCUCAUACUUCCAAAGUCUCAUUCAGUUAGCCCGAGUCAUAGAGUAUCAUAUCGGUCCCUCAGCAUGAUAUCAACCAAGACGCUUGUGCUCCUCAUAGGGGCCAUUACCUCUAGGACUGUUAUGGCCGCCCCCGUGGAGGCUCCUACUCCUGCUCCUCCCCUCGUCGAGGCCUCUCCAGGGCUUGAUGCCGUCCCCAAUACGGUUCCUACACAGCUCCCAGAGACCCAAGACGCCAGCGCUCCGGGCAUGAUUGAGGGAACAUACAUACAAUUCUGGAAGGAUCCCGAUUUCAGAGGCCAGACCAUCUCCACCAUUCUUGACAGAGGACAAGGGGCCUGCUGUAAGUCCACGGAGAGAAACUUCGGCGCCGUCCAUAGCAUCACUGACCUUUCCCAUGGAAAUGUAGAUUCCUUCCGGGGCGAUCGUUGGAGCCAGUGGAACAAGGCCAUCUCAUCGCUUAACAUCCUCGAAGGCGGACCUUGCUGGCUCUAUGAGUUCCCUACCCUGCCCUUCGCCUCCUCAAUUCCCCAUGCCUACUAUCUACUCUUAUCCUCAACACGAAUAUUCCUCACCUACCUGUUACCAUCUGACCAGCUGGGGAAAGGACACGUGAAGAUGGACCCUAUCAGCGCGCUUUCCAUCGCGACAAGCAUCAUCGCCUUUGCCGACUUCGGAAACCGAAUCACCUCCGUCUUCAGCGCCUUGUCCGAAAUCCGUCGAUCGGAUGACGGUCUGCCCAGAAUGUGCUCCGCCCUUGUGGCGGAGGCGAAUGCACUGUCUAGUCAUGUGGAAGCCGCAAAGGAAACCGUCUUGAACCUUCGGGCACGCUAUCCCAAACGAGCCAAGGAGUUCGAACGCCUGGAUAAAGACUGCACGCUGGCUGGACAAGAGCUGCAUGCCUUGCUUGCCAGCCUGAAGCCUCGCCCAGGCACGGACUUGAAAUCCCGCACGUCUCAGGCCAUCACAGCCGCUCAGGGGCUUCGGAAGGGAGGCGACAUCAAAGCAUUGGAGGAACGCUUCGGCAGAAUCCGACAACAAACACAGUUGAGCGUAACAAUGUGCAUCUGGGAGGAUGUCGAGGUGCUCAAAAGCCAACAAAAGGCGACAGACAGGAAAUUUAACGAGGAAAUCCAGUACGACGCCAGUCCAACGAGCCGAGACCAGCUACAGGCGCCCGGAUCCCGCCGGAGAAAUGUACUAUGGGAGUCAACAGCACCAGCUCUGGAAUUCGCCGGCCCGGUGACCCAUGUACCGCAGCACAGUGACUCCAGCAGCCCUCUGGUUCUCAAUGCACUCAGCACCGUUCAGCAGAGAAUUCUGGAAGGUCUGAUAUUCGAAGAUAUGGUGGCCCGCAAAAAGCAAAUCCAGUCACCCUUUCCCAGGACCUUCGAGUGGCUCCUUAGAAGCAGCCCUCUCGCAUGUGGUGAAGCUUCUCUGCCCCAGCACAAUCCUCAGACACACUUCACCAAAUGGUUGGCAGCCUCCAGCGACACCCCAUUCUGGAUCACUGGCAAGCCAGCCUCGGGGAAAAGUACUUUGAUGAAAUUCAUAUGCACAGACCCGAGGGUGAAAGAAGGCCUGAAAUUGUGGUCUGGGAGCCUUCGACUCGUCGUAUGCGACAUUUACAUAUGGAACGCGGGGUUCUCUAGGCAAAAGGAUCAACUUGGCCUCCUGCGCACCAUCCUAUACCAGAUUCUUCUUCAAGAGCCACAGCUUUGUUACCAUGUCGCUCCGAAGCACUAUCUGUACUUUCAGCUCCCUGUGGACAUCAUUCCUGAUUCCCCCGACUGGACCGUCGAUCAGCUUCGAGACGCCAUCACCCGAGUUGCGUCGGCUGCUCAAAGCUCGCAUCGCUUCGCCAUUUUCAUCGACGGUUUGGACGAGUACGAAGGCGAUUUGCCGGACCUGGUUGAGUUCCUGAAAGGGGUGUGCGAGGGUCCUGCCGUUAAGCUAUGCGUUUCCAGUCGCCCUUGGAACGUCUUCAAAGAUGCCUUCCAUACUUUUCCCUCGCUCAAAAUGGAGCUUCUCACCAAGCCCGACAUUGAGGAGUACGUGCAAAAGCGAAUGGCAGGGAGUCGGGCAUUCCAGGAGCUUCGGUGCAUUGACGCAUCAAGUGUAGACAACCUCGAGUCCCAGACCGUGGAGAAAUCAGAGGGCAUAUUCCUAUGGGUGGUGUUGGUGGUCGAGAGUCUCUUGAUUACCGCCCAGGACGACGGUAACCUUCAAACCAUCUGGAAGGUUUUUCAAGCAUUGCCACCCGGACUUGAUCAGCUUUACAGUUCGAUGCGCUCCCGGCUCGACCAAGCGAGGCUUGAGCAGGCAUCCAAGAUGUACCAGAUUCUUUUCCAGUGGAAGACCAUCAAAAUAGAGAACCAAAUGAUGCCCGACAUCGACUUUUGGGUAGCGGCGAACCACGACGAGGACCUUACACCGCCGACAAACAAUUCAGCCCAAGCCACAAUCAAGCCCCUCCUCGAGCGGCAAGUCGGUGGUUGUACCGGAGGCAUGGUCCAAAUCGUCAUCAGCGACCGUGGAUGCUUCGUUGAUUUUCUUCACCGCACGGUUUAUGACUGGCUGAAGGAACAAUGGACCACAUUGAUCAACGAUGGGCCGGCGGACUAUGACCCUGCCAUGGUCAUUGCAUCAACUCUCGCAUUGAGAGGUUGGUGGGAAAGUUUCAGAGAUAUCUUCGCCUUUGGGCGACUCUGUAAUGAGUCGUUAGCAUCCAAGGCUGCGAUGGUUCGCAUCGUCGACGGGCUCAGGCCCGAUGAUGUCCAACAAAGUCUGCGUGAUAUCGCCCCAAUCUACGCGACAACCAACACGCCCAUGCUUACCUCACAGCUUUCCGAUGAGCAGUCGCGGGUCUUGAUGGCCAUCGGUUACGCUUGGGCGCCGUAUCUCGAAGCUAAGCUCGAAAAUGGCCUGCUAGAGCAAGUGUGCGGGUUCCCCAGACGCCGUCUAUUUGGGGUGCCAAUGCCAUUCAAAAGCAAAACUCCAAAAUACCUGCUACCGGCUCUCGCGUAUGCAAUAACGCCGCCGGUUUCACCCCAUAUAGAGUUGGAUCAUAUCACUCGAACAGUCAGGGUGCUUCUACAGAUCCCAUCGAUCCCUAGAAAGGAGAUUAUAAAACAGAUUCGGCAGCAGUCAUAUGGGCAGGGAGGGCAGAGCAGGUAUAAAUGGGAAAUUUUGGAAUUGUUAGAGGGGAGAUCCACCACGAACAAAGCUGGGUAGAGGGCUUGGUGGGAGACGGAUUGUUCAAGGGCAAUGAACCGAUUUUGGGCCAAGUUUUCUUGACAUGCAAUUUACUAAUAUCCAUCAAUUAAUCCACAAAAUAUCAGCCCCCCUCCAAAAGACCG